AUGAGUCACCAGCCUUGCAUCUUUCUCCGUGGAGCUGGAAAAAUAAGACAAUCUAGAAAUCUUACCCACGAUGAGAUGGAAGAGUUACGUGAAGCUUUUGUAGAGUUUGAUAAAGACAAGGAUGGCUACAUAAGCUGUAAAGACUUGGGGAACCUGAUGAGGACCAUGGGCUACAUGCCAACUGAAAUGGAGCUAAUAGAGCUGAGCCAAAACAUCAACAUGAAUUUGGGGGGGCAGGUGGACUUUGAAGAUUUUGUGGAACUAAUGACCCCCAAGCUUCUGGAUGAAACCGCAGGGAUGAUUGGUUUGAAGGAACUCAAAGACGCUUUCAGAGAGUUUGAUAUAGAUGGCGAUGGGUCUAUCACGUCUGAAGAGCUAAAACAUGCUAUGCUAAAGUUGUUAGGCGAAAACACAAGCAAAAAUGAAAUUGAGGCAGUGGUCAGAGAAGUUGACAAUAAUGGCGACGGGAAAGUUGACUUUGAGGAGUUUGUGAACAUGAUGUCAAAGACAUGA
Molecule: messenger RNA, 513 nt
Organism: Melanotaenia boesemani (Boeseman's rainbowfish)
Lineage: Eukaryota; Metazoa; Chordata; Actinopteri; Atheriniformes; Melanotaeniidae
Gene: cabp5b
Product: calcium binding protein 5b
Exons: 6
Coding region: 1-513 (170 amino acids)
Molecular function (GO): calcium ion binding
Source: RefSeq, a predicted model, not a curated record